AUGGAAGAAGUGAUGUAUCGAGCAACAUAUUUUGAAAGUUUGAUCACGUACCUGUUUGCUUGCAUGCUCAAGGAACUCAGAUCGUUCGUUGACGGCCAUCACGAGUACGAGAUGACGUGCGCUCCAUCUGAGCACUGUGAUGGUGGAUCCGGAUUGUCUAUCGCAUUUGGGAGACGAGAGUUAGAGUCACGUGAUUUAUCGGUCUCGUGCUGUACAACCGACAACUGCAAUUAUCCCGCCGGUGCGGCAACACCUCCAACUGUAUCAGCAGGUACAGUGACCGGCUGCCCCAAGGACAUCGUGUUCCUGGUAGACGAAGGUUCCCGUGACCUACAUUCACAUCACAACGACAUCCUGCUGGGGAUUGCCACUGUUGUCAGCUCCAUACCGGUCGGCGCGAGCCAGAACCAUGUAGCUUUGGUUGCGUACAGUAACCAGGUGAGCCCCAAGUUUGACCUGGACGAUCACACCAACCAGGCCAGCCUGCUGCAGAGUCUUAAGAGCAGCGACAUCCUCGUUGGUAAAAAUAUGGGGUCCGACGCAACCAUGGCCAUUGAGUACCUUGUGCACAACACGUUUACCCCAUCUCGAGGCGACCGCUCACAGUUUAUUAACACCGUUGUUAUCAUUACCGAUUCCGACAGCGCGCCACUUUCCAGGAUCAUGUUCUUGGACCACGCCGUGUUGGCAAGCAAGAGCAGAGACGUUCUGGUGGUGAGCGUGGGACCUUCAAUGGGGUCAAACGCCAUCGAGGAGCUCGGGGAUUCCGUCGUGCACAUCAAUAACUCCCCCAACCUCUCAUCGGACCUGGCCGCUCAAAUCCUCGCCUUCUUGAAACAUUGCUGAUUUUGUGUUAGCAAAUAAAAUGCAAUGUUGA
Molecule: messenger RNA, 877 nt
Organism: Dreissena polymorpha
Lineage: Eukaryota; Metazoa; Mollusca; Bivalvia; Myida; Dreissenidae
Product: collagen alpha-3(VI) chain-like
Exons: 4
Coding region: 1-846 (281 amino acids)
Source: RefSeq, a predicted model, not a curated record